Molecule: messenger RNA, 1323 nt
Organism: Drosophila ficusphila
Lineage: Eukaryota; Metazoa; Arthropoda; Insecta; Diptera; Drosophilidae
Gene: GstO1
Product: pyrimidodiazepine synthase
Exons: 5
Coding region: 473-1237 (254 amino acids)
Biological process (GO): glutathione metabolic process
Cellular component (GO): cytoplasm
Molecular function (GO): glutathione transferase activity; glutathione dehydrogenase (ascorbate) activity
Source: RefSeq, a predicted model, not a curated record
CCAUUGGUUUGCUGGUUUAAAAUUCAGGGAUUAAAUAGCCUAGUAUUAAACAUUUUACAAAACUAGAGAAGGUUCUGUUCUUUUGAAAAUAAAAUUGAUCAAAAGUCGACUUCGUUCAAGCCUGAUUCAUUUAAUACUUUUGAUGAUAUUGUUAAGAAUUUUGCGAAUGAAAAAUGCCGUAAAAAGUCUUUUUAGUAUAAAAAUUCGAAAGUGCGUUUGUUUUUACUGUAUACAGCUGAAAUUUGAAACACUACUUAUAUUUUACUCUACUCUUUUACGCUGUAUUAGAUGACUAAGUUAAAAUGGUUCCCCACACAUUGAUCGGCUCUGGGGCCCCCAAAUUCUUAAUCCGGCCCUGACUAUAUAUUUAAUUUAACACCUAGCAUGCAUUUUAAAUCACAUCAAUUUAGCAAUCACAUCAAUUGCGGAUUUCUAAGGGUUUACAAAAGUCUUUUAAUUUUGCUACGCCAACAUGAGCGAAACUCAGCAUUUAACAGAAGGUUCCAAAAAGCCCAUUUUUCCGGAUGAUGCGAUCUUGAAAGUGUACUCGAUGCGAUUUUGUCCAUUUUCACACCGUGUGCACUUGGUUCUGGAAGCCAAGAACCUGCCUCAUCACACUAUUUACAUCAAUGUGGACAAGAAACCCGAGUGGUUUCGCCAGGUGAGCAGCUCCCUGAUGGUUCCGGCAUUAGAGGUGGUCACCGAGCCGGGAAAUCCAGUCAUUAUAGAAUCGCUCAUCAUUUGCGACUACCUGGACGAAAAGUAUCCGGAGGUACCGCUAUAUCCCGAUGAUCCUUUCAAAAAGGCAAUGGAUAAACUCCUGAUCAAGAGCUUCACGCAUUUUAUCGAAACCUUCCAUAACCUAGUCUUUAAUCGGAACCCCACCAACUUGGGGCACACGGACUACUACGGCGGACUGGAGAUCUAUGAGAAGGAACUAAAGCAACGUGAAACCAACUUUUUUGGUGGUUCCACUCCAGGAAUGCUGGACUAUAUGAUUUGGCCCUGGUGCGAACGUUUUCCAUCUUUAAAGUUCACAACGGGCAAUAACUUUGAAUUGAAUCCGAAGCGAUUUGCCUCAUUGCUGAAGUGGCGCGACUUGAUGCUCCAGAACAAGGCCGUUAAAAAGUUGUAUUUGGAUGGAAAAACCCAUGGAGAUUUCUUAGCUUCUCGUAACGCGCUUGCUCCCGAUAACAAUAUGCUCUUCAAUAAAGCCAAGCGUGCUAAAAAGGAGUGAAGAUAUUUGGCGGUGCCAUCGCAGGCCAUUGAUUUUAAAUAAGAUUAUUGUGAUUAAAAAAAUAAAAAGUUUAUGCUUUUAAAUAA